This is a messenger RNA of Malurus melanocephalus (red-backed fairy wren), 784 nucleotides long. Its product is annotated as epidermal differentiation-specific protein-like. Gene Ontology annotation, biological process: lens development in camera-type eye; visual perception. The transcript is spliced from 2 exons. The record is from RefSeq and is a predicted model, not a curated record. Lineage: Eukaryota; Metazoa; Chordata; Aves; Passeriformes; Maluridae. Gene Ontology annotation, molecular function: structural constituent of eye lens. The coding region runs from base 160 to 690 and encodes 176 amino acids.
UCCAGAGCCAGUAUAAAUGGGGGCAGGUGAGACACCUUCCCCAAACUGCAGCCCUGCACUGGAGGAAUCGCCCUCAGCUCUGCCCAGCCCUGCAGCUGACAGCAAGACUGCUAUCCAGCUCCUAGAAGAAGAAAUUCRAACUACUGACAUCCUACUGAGAUGGGRAAAAUCAUCAUUUAUGAGCAUGCCAACUUCCAGGGUUUGUCCAAAGAAUUCACCACUAACAUUUCCAAUCUAAAAGAUGUAGAUUGGAAUGACAUUGUGUCCUCAGUGAAAGUAAUUGGGCAGCCCUGGGUGGCUUAUGAGCACAUAAAUUAUGGAGGCCGAUUUCUGGUAUUUGAGGAGGGUGAACAUAACUUUGUUGGUAAAGAUAUGAAUGAUAAAAUCAGCUCUCUGCAGCUGAUCACUGAAAAUCUGCACAAUCCCCAGAUCACUCUCUAUGAACAUAUUAAUUAUCAAGGGAAGGCCCGAGUAAUAAAAGAAGCAACCAACCUGGGUGCAGGUCAUGACAAUGACAUCAUGUCCUCUCACAAAGUCCAGAGAGGUGCCUGGCUGCUGUGUGAGCACAGYGAUGGARGUGGAAUUCAGUACAUUGCACGAGAACAUGAAMACCUKCCAAAUUACAAGGCAAUCAASUUCAACGACAAGCUCUCMUUCCUGCGUCCCCUUCGCCCUGGCUGUGGSUGCUAGAAUGCAAAUCUGCUGAGGAAAGAUGCAACUCCAGCAAGAAAUUUGAGACCUUGAUCUCUGCCUCUGUUCGUGCUGCCUCCUCACCAGUGUCAAG